Messenger RNA from Elephantulus edwardii (Cape elephant shrew), 1569 nucleotides. It is a transcript of the gene IFRD2, whose product is annotated as interferon-related developmental regulator 2. Bases 31 to 1569 code for a protein of 512 amino acids. The transcript has 12 exons. Lineage: Eukaryota; Metazoa; Chordata; Mammalia; Macroscelidea; Macroscelididae. The record is from RefSeq and is a predicted model, not a curated record.
CAGCCUCCUGGAAAUGGUAGUUUCGGCCGCAUGGAUGACGAGCUGAGCCUGGUGGCCAGGAACUCGCCUUCCCGGCAACCCGUUUGGCAGGGCGGGGCGCCUAGCGAAGAUGGUGGAGCGCGCGGCGUGUGCCUCCAGUCGCUUGCCCAAGUCUCAGCGCCGCGCACUGGCCGGUGUCUUGCUGGUCCGGAGUCCCCACCCGCCAGGUCCCUGACCCCGCGCCCCCCGUGUCCGGUCCUCAGUAUGCCUCGCGCCCGCAAGGGAAACACGCCUCGCAAGGGCGGUCAGCGCCGUGGAGGGGGUGCCCGGAGCAGUGCCCAGGCCGACUCAGGUUCCAGUGAGGAUGAGGCAGCCAGUGAGGCCCGCAGUACUGCUAGUGACUGCCCCAGCCUCCUCAGCAUCACCGCAGAGGACGGCCUUGGGGGGGAAGCUGUGGAUGAGCAGGCCCAGCAGGAAGACCUUGAGGAUAAGCUGAAGGAAUAUGUGGACUGCCUCACAGACAGGAGUGCCAAGACCCGGCAAGGUGCCCUAGAGAGCUUGCGCCUAGCCUUGGCAUCCCGUUUGUUGCCCGACUUCUUGUUGGAGCGCCGCCUCACUCUGGCCGAUGCCCUGGAAAAGUGCCUCAAGAAAGGGAAGGGUGAGGAGCAAGCCCUGGCUGCCGCCGUGCUGGGUCUGCUCUGCGUGCAGCUGGGCCCCGGACCCAAAGGUGAGGAGCUGUUCCAAAGCCUGCAGCCCCUGCUGGUGUCAGUGCUCAGCGACAGCACAGCUAGCCCUGCCGCCCGGCUCCACUGCGCCUCUGCUCUCGGCUUGGGCUGUUAUGUGGCUGCUGCUGAUGUCCAGGACCUGGUCUCUUGUCUUUCUUGUUUGGAGGGUGUUUUUAGCCGGGCCUGUGCCAGUCAUGGCUCGACAACCCCUGUGGCCCCCGCUAGCCUGCAUGGGCUGCUUUGUGCCACCCUGCAGGCAUGGGCAUUGCUGCUCACCAUCUGCCCCAGUGCACACAUCAGCCACAUCCUUGACAGGCAGCUUCCUCGACUACCCCAGCUCUUGUCCAGUGACAGUGUGAACCUGCGGAUUGCUGCUGGCGAGACCAUCGCUUUGCUCUUUGAGCUCGCCCGUGACCUUGAGGAAGACUUUGUUUACGAGGACAUGGAGACCCUCUGCAGCGCUCUGCGCACCUUAGCCACCGACAGCAACAAGUACCGUGCCAAGGCUGACCGCCGGCGCCAGCGCUCGACCUUCCGAGCUGUGCUGCACUUUGUUGAGGGCGGUGAGUGUGAGGAAGAGACGGUCCGCUUUGGCCUUGAGGUGCUCUACGUGGACAGCUGGGCCCGGCGCCGGGUCUACGCAGCCUUCAAGGAUGUGCUCGGUUCUGGCAUGCACCAUCACCUCCAGAACAAUGAGCUGCUCCGUGACAUCUUUGGUCUAGGCCCCGUGCUGGUGCUGGAUGCCACUGCCCUAAAGGCCUGCAAGAUUUCCCGCUUUGAGAAGCAUCUGUACAACGCUGCUGCCUUCAAAGCCCGGACUAAGGCUCGCAGCCGGGUGCGGGACAAACGGGCAGACGUCCUGUGA